This is a messenger RNA of Linum trigynum, 4970 nucleotides long. NCBI's taxonomy places the organism in Eukaryota, Viridiplantae, Streptophyta, Magnoliopsida, Malpighiales, Linaceae. The record is from the annotation of a GenBank genome assembly.
GAGCUAGUUGAGAAAUUUUAAUGAAUUGCCCGGUGUUUACCACUAAAAAAUUAUUUAAUACAACAUUGGUUAUUUUCAAGGAGUGGUAGUGGUUUAUAAGAGGGGUCAAACAUGAUGUCAUGCAAGAGGGGUCAAGUACCAUGGCCACCUACCUACCUUGCACUCGGGGUAUCAAGCAUGAUGACGUGCAACCACACCCUUUGACCCACCAAACACUCACCCCUCACGCAAGGGGGGCCAAGUGCCAAAAUUUGGCUAAGUAUGGAGAUCCAACCACAAGGGGGGUCAUGCCUGACAUCGUCCAAGGGGGUCAAGCACCAGGUACCAUGAUACCCAACCACAAGGUGGGUCAAGCAUGACAUCAUCCCAGGGGGGUCAUGCAUGACACCACAAUGGGGUCAACGUGCCGUGCAAGGACAUCAUCACGAGUAGCAGACAUCUCAUGGGUAGUUAUGUAAGUCAUGUAUAUCAUCACAUGAUACACCACCUUGUCAAGACCAUCAAACCCCCCUAAGCACCCUGGUGUCGAGCAUGACGUCAUGUCAAAGUGGUUAGCAUGAGUACCACCAAGGGUGAGGCCUUCACUCACCAAACAAGACACCUCCACGACACAAAGGGGUUAGCUAUCAAGUGAAGUCAUCAAGUGGCAAGCACGCAAGACAGUCAAGGCGUCAAGCAAGCUACAUCAAGCACCAAACAGUGGAGCAGCGGUUACCAAGAGGCAAUUGCACGACGGUUACAAUGAAUGACUAUAAAUAGGAGAAACUAAAACGAAACAAGGGUUCGACAACUAAACAUUUGACGCACAAUGUUAAAAUUUAUCUUUUCUCUGCAAAUUAUCCUUAACUUUUAGUUUUUCUGGAGCUCUCACUGAACCUCCAUAGGAGUAGAGUAACGUAAUUUAGCUUUGUUCCCAAAAAACCAUAAAAAACAUCAAACACCCUCGUUCGAACAUUGUUCGGAGAGGUGUGAACCGUGUUGAUUUUUGUUGUUCAAGAAGUCAAAGGUACAUUUAUUGAAAUCAAACACCAGAUUUUCCUCGCCGGAAAACACCCGAAAAUGUCAAAUAAUUUUUAAUGAACAAAUCAAAUCACGACAAUCUAAAACAUCAUCGAUUAAACGAGUUGAUAGAUUUGGUUGAAUUCCUCGUACAAGAGGUACAACAAUGCAAUACCCUCCUCUCCUCCCUUCUCAAUUAGUACAAAUUGAACUUAUAUGAUAACGUUAAAGAAACAAGUUCAGUUUGCAUUAUAAAGAAAAUUAAAAAAUAUAUAUAUAAGUAAAAACUGAAUUUCUAUUAUAAACGUAGUACAAAUUCAGUUUGUGCUAAAAAAUUUUAAACCAAAUCAUCAAUUAUGUAAAACAAUAGAAAAUUUGUUUGUCGUAUAACCUCUUACUAUUGGAGCAUGCGAAAUUUAUUUAUACUUUGAACAAUUACAAAGCUCAGCGGAUUUGAAAUUUAUUUAUAUUUGUGUCAUCAUAUCAUCUAAUCCAGUUACCGUCCCCCGAUAGUUUUUGUGGCCACCUUUAGGCUUUAACUUCCCUUUCUCAGGGAGCUCCUUUCCAGCCUCUCCUUGCCCAACAGAACCCGAUGAUAUCUUCCAUGAGCAGGCUCUUCGCACCUGUCAAUGUCAUCUCCGCUUCAUCAUCUUCUUCUUCUACUCCGUCUAAAGACGAGGGCUACACUUUGAAGAAGUCAGUUAAGCUAAGAGAAGACUGGAGGCAACGCUCCAAACCCAUCCCGCCUGGUGGCACCUACCCAGCAAAAGAGCAUUGCAGCCAAUGUGGGUUGUGUGAUACUUACUACAUCGCUCAUGUGAAGAAUUCCUGUGCUUUUCUAGGAGAUGGGAUGUCUAGAGUCGAACAUCUCGAACCAGUUGUACAUGGUAGAGGGAGGAAGGCCGAUUCUCUAGAUGAAACCUACUUAGGGGUUUACGAUGAACUAUUGUAUGCUCGAAAGACCAAUCCAGUAGAAGGAGCUCAAUGGACUGGUAUAGUAACCACAAUUGCCAUCGAAAUGCUGAAAUCUGGCAUGGUUGAGGCUGUUGUAUGUGUACAAAGUGAUCCAGAUGACAGACUUUCCCCAAUGCCUGUCCUAGCCAGGACUCCCGAAGAAGUUCUGGCUGCCAGAGGUGUCAAACCAACUUUAUCACCCAACUUAAAUACCCUUGCACUGAUUGAGGCUGCUGGGGUAAAACGUCUUCUCUUCUGUGGUGUGGGCUGCCAAGUGCAAGCAUUAAGAUCUGUGGAGCAAUAUCUGAAUUUGGAGAAGCUUUAUGUACUGGGCACCAACUGCGUUGAUAAUGGAACUAGAGAAGGACUUGAUAAAUUCCUAAAGGCUGCAAGUACGGAACCAGAAACAGUCCUUCAUUACGAAUUCAUGCAAGACUAUAAGGUUCAUCUGAAGCAUUUGGAUGGCCACAUAGAAGAGGUUCCUUAUUUCUGUCUGCCAGCAAAUGAUUUAGUGGAUGUUAUUGCACCGUCUUGCUACAGCUGUUUUGAUUACACAAAUGGUUUAGCGGAUCUAGUUGUUGGAUACAUGGGUGUACCCAAAUAUCCCCAAGUUAGUAUGACAAACCAUCCGCAAUAUGUUACAGUCAGGAAUGAGCGAGGAAGAGAAAUGCUCAACUUAGUGAGAGACCUAUUGGAUGUUACUCCAACAAUCAGUAGCGGUAACAGAAGACCAUUUGUGAUGGAGACUGUCAAGGCAGAUGACAAUGCAAAGCUAGGGAAGGGCCCUGCUCAACCUGCUCCAAAGCUUGUUGGGAACUUGAUCGCAUUUAUACUAAACUUGAUUGGGCCAAAGGGUCUCGAAUUUGCUAGGUAUUCGCUAGACUACCAUACUAUAAGGAACUAUCUGUACACGAACCGUACCUGGGGAAAAGAGAGAGCUGAUAGACACAUGCCUUCAUACGCGAAGAAACUCGUUGAACUGUACAACCAAAAAGGGGAAAUCGAUGACAUGCUACAGAUCAAGUGACAGUUUUCUGUUCAUAUUUGAGUACAUACAUAGUCCUGGUAGCACCUCGCGGCUAGCAGUUCUUUAGAGAAAAGAACAUCUCUCGUUCUGAUGGAUUGAGAGGCAAUGAAAUUACUUGAUAGUAAAGAAAAUGAAAAGAACACUUAGAGCUUGAAUUCCUCUGGAAGCCUAUCCAUCACCCAGAAAGCUGUUUGUGACAUUGAUCUUUCAGGAAACUGUCAACCCUCUAGAAAACUCGACCAGCCAGCCAACUGCAAGUAAUUAAAGAUAAUAGGCAUUGAAUUGAAUCUAGCCUUGCAUGAAAAUUCACAACGAAGUCAAACUACAAGUGAUAGAUGCACAAGGUUGGAGACAACUUGUCUCCAGAUUGAGAAGUCUCUUAAACUCGAAGAGUAUAAAAUGGUUGAAGGAACGGCCAUGGAAGUGGAAUUCAAUUCGCGUUUGGAGUUGAGAGAAACAACAUGGAAUGGGAAGGCCGCGUGCCCUAGUUGGGGAAACUGGACAAAAAACAGUUGGGAGUUUUUAAUGGCCAUAUGUGCUGUAAGUGAGACUAGAAGCUGGUCCAUUGUUUUCCUACAAACUGUCAAAUCUUUGCUUCUUCUGUAUAGCUUAAAGACAAAGUUGACCCAAUAAAGUUAUUACAAGGAAUCUGAGGUGCUCAUUCAUUAGAGUGCAGACAAUGAUAUUUAUUCACUGAGAUAGCCUUGGCCAGUACUGGAACUCCAUUUCAAGUAUUUUUUUUCUUUCUAUUUGGUCCCGAUGAAGGGUUCCUAUCUACUUAAUGCUGUACUUGACUAAUUGGAAUCUGUUAGUUCGAGUGACAUGAAUAGAAAGUUGAAACCUGCUGCUACUGUUUUAAAGCUUGAUAAUGUGAAUCAAUUAAGCAAGGUUUAAGAAGACGUUAGGCGGCGCUAAGCAAUCGUUUUAGGACUCUGCUUAGUGCCUAACACGUCUAACGGUGUUUUAGGCAGCAACGUCUAGGUGUUUUAUAAGUUUUAUCUCGAGUUCAAUUUCAAAUGAUUAAUAACUUAACUAACCAUCAACAAACAAGCAAGGCAUGUCAUGAUUUCACGGAAUGACAAAUUUAUACAAGUAGUGGUGGGUUGUGGACGGUUCGACAAUGAUGAAGAGUAGGGCAAAGGGUCGAGUUGAAUAUAGGGUGGUUGGAGAUGACGUUGUUGUGGAAAUAUUAGCUGAACAUUAUUAUUCUUAUUCUUAUUAUGUCAACACGGUUAAGCGUGACUCUCUAUUAAUCAUGCCUCAUGUUGAUUAAUCGUGCCUAGCUCGCUCUAUUUAGGAGGCGUCCAGGCGAUAGAAACGCCUAAUUGUCUGCUUAUAGCCCAAGUCUCAUUGUCUAAUGCCUAGAAUAAUCGGGAUUGAGCUACCUUGAUCGUUUUUGUUCUGCAUGUAUUGAAUCAAAGGCAUGGGUUGCUCAUAUGGGUUGUCUGUUUUCUCUAGAAAAUAAUUUGUUUUGUGGAGAGGAAAGAACGCUAAAGGUGGUGGCUGAAAUUGAAGAUUCAACCAUAAAACAAAAACAGACAGAUAGAAAAGAAAGAAAGAGGAAUGGAAAGCAGUGAAGGAAGGAAUUGUGGCUUGGGUUUGGCCAUGCAUGUUGGUCUUGGGAGUCUUAUUUUCACUUAGAACUAGUGUUAUUAUUGUGGAAGAAAGACGUACGCAGCACUCGACGGUGGCGGUGUGGCGGUGGCCGUAGCGAUAUGGUUGUGGGAAUGCACGUGCGUGACCUAAAAACCAUAAUAGGGUGAAUGUCCAAUCGAUUUGGUUUAUAACCGGAUUGAAUCGAGAUAAGAUCGAAGCAGAAUUAAAGAAAAAUUGGGGACAGGAACUUGACUAAAAAUAUGUUCGAUUCAUUUGGUAUGUACGUUCUUAUUCAAUUUCGGUUCAUUUUUACUUCAUAUUUAAAAUGAUUUGUAUGAUAACAAUUCGGAUUGGUUCAUGUAUCAAACUCAUUCAAUGAAAACAAUUAUAUGAU